UAGGAAGAGAUGAAAUGAACUUUGCACUUGCAAAUGUCACUGAAUACAUUUUGAACAGGAUUUUAAAAGGUUCUCUUGCAAGCACUAUUUUUAACAGCCAAAUCCGCCCCCCAAAACAGAAAGGAAAAAGCCCUAGGUAUUUUUCUGUCAUCGAUCUGAGUUUCUGAUCAGCUGAAGCAUCUCUCACAACAUUUACCUGAAGCCGGUUUUAUUUUAUGUUUUUAUCAUUCGAGUUGAGAUUUUUGGAGGUGGUGUGGAUUUUUUGGGAAUGAAUAUUUUUUUUUUUUUCUGGCAUGAAAAAUUUUGAGAAUUUAAUUGCAGUAGAAUACUUGGAAACAGUGAGGCUGGAAGCUUGAAAGGCAGAGGGAAGAGAAGGAAGGCUCUCACAGCAGAGCAUGGAUAGGAAAGGAGCUGUGAUUCUGCAGUGCUCAGUGUGCACAUGUUUUAUGAGAUCAGUGCCGGGCGCUGCAGCUGCGGACAGUAACUGAGCUGUCUGGCUAAUGAAGGCCACCUGGAUCAGGCUUCUGAAAAGAGCCAAAGGAGGACGUCUGAAGAAUUCUGAUAUCUGUGGUUCGGCGGACUCCUACACCAGCCGUCCAUCUGAUUCAGAUGUAUCUCUGGAAGAAGAUAGGGAAGCAGUGCGGAGAGAGGCAGAGCGACAGGCCCAGGCACAGCUUGAGAAAGCAAAGUCAAAACCUGUUGCAUUUGCAGUUCGGACAAAUGUUGGGUACAGUGCAGCUCAUGAUGACGAUGUUCCAGUCCCAGGCAUGGCCAUCUCAUUUGAGGCUAAAGAUUUUCUUCAUGUUAAAGAAAAAUUUAAUAAUGACUGGUGGAUAGGACGAUUGGUAAAAGAAGGCUGUGAAAUAGGAUUCAUACCAAGUCCAGUCAAACUAGAAAACAUGAGGCUGCAGCAUGAACAAAAGGCAAAACAAGGAAAAUUCUACUCCAGUAAAUCAGGAGGAAACUCUUCAUCCAGUUUGGGUGACAUCGUUCCUAGUUCCAGAAAAUCGACGCCUCCAUCAUCUGCUAUAGACAUAGAUGCCACUGGCUUAGAUGCAGAAGAAAAUGAUAUUCCAGCAAACCAUCGCUCCCCCAAACCCAGUGCAAACAGUGUAACAUCACCCCACUCCAAAGAGAAAAGAAUGCCCUUCUUUAAGAAGACAGAGCACAUCCCUCCUUAUGAUGUAGUGCCUUCUAUGCGACCAGUAGUUUUAGUGGGGCCUUCUCUGAAGGGAUAUGAGGUAACAGAUAUGAUGCAAAAAGCAUUAUUUGAUUUUUUAAAACAUAGAUUCGAAGGGCGUAUAUCAAUUACACGAGUCACAGCAGACAUCUCGCUUGCCAAACGCUCAGUGUUAAACAAUCCCAGUAAGCACGCGAUAAUAGAGCGAUCCAACACGAGAUCAAGCUUAGAUGUUUUAGCUGAAGUUCAAAGUGAAAUUGAACGGAUUUUUGAAUUAGCAAGGACACUGCAGUUAGUAGUGCUUGAUGCUGAUACCAUUAACCACCCAGCUCAACUAAGCAAAACCUCUCUGGCUCCCAUUAUAGUAUACGUAAAGAUUUCUUCUCCUAAAGUUUUACAGAGGUUGAUAAAAUCUCGAGGGAAAUCUCAGGCCAAACACCUUAAUGUUCAGAUGGUGGCAGCUGAUAAACUGGCACAGUGUCCUCCCGAAAUGUUCGAUGUAAUUCUUGAUGAGAACCAGCUUGAAGAUGCUUGUGAACACCUUGCUGACUAUCUGGAAGCCUACUGGAAGGCUACACAUCCACCUAGCAGCAAUCCUCCUAACCAGCUUCUCACUCGCACACUUGCAACAGCCACUCUUCCUAUUAGCCCAGGUCCAAAUAUUAAUUUACAGCAGGGAUCUCAAGGAGACCAGAGGAAUGACCAUUCGGUCCCUGAACGCAGUGGUUCACAAAUUGAAGAGGAAGCACGAGUUGAACCCAUCAAGAAGUCCCAGCACCGCUCUUCCUCAAGCCAACACCACAACCAUCGCAGUGGUGGUAGAGGCCUUCACAGGCAAGAAACUUUUGACUCAGAAACACAAGACAGCAGAGAUUCAGCUUAUGUAGAGCCAAAGGAGGACUACUCACAUGACCACGGUGACCACUAUGAUUCUCACAGGGAUCAUAAUCACAGAGACGAGUCCCAUGGGAGCAGUGAUCACAGACACAGAGAAUCAAGGCAUCGCUCAAAGGAGAGGGACCGCGAGCAGGACCACAAUGAAUGCAACAAACAGCGUAGUCGUCAUAAAUCAAGGGACCAAUAUUGUGACAAGGAUGGGGAAGUGAUAUCGAAAAAACGUAAUGAUGCGGGAGAGUGGAACAGGGAUGUUUACAUCCGUCAGUAACUUUUGCCUCUGGCAGUCUUGUGUUUCUUUGAAGUCUUGUAACAAUGGCCCUUGAAAAUAUCUUUGGGUUCUUCAUUGCAGAACACAUGGUAUCCUUCUGUAUGCUGAUUUGUAUUGCUGUUGCUUGCAUAGCAAUAGCAUGAAAUAGAAUAUUCAUAUACUUAUUUUUUUGGUUAGUGCUAUAUGAAUUAGUGUGGUACAACUGAAGAGUUCCUGAUGUUGUACUAUGACAUUUUUCAAGCUGUUUUUGGUAGCUGCCACUUGAACAAUAUCUGUUGCCAUCAAGGUGUUGUUAGUGUUUUUUAAAAAAAAGGUACAUUUGAUGUUUAAUAACUUCCCGUGUAUUCAGCAAGCCAAGAUCAGCACAUAAAAGAAUCUAAAACUUUUUGUCUGCUCUGAUUUUUAAUUUGUAUGCACUUGAUUUGCAUAUUGAUUUAAGCACCACUCUGUCGCUUGUACCUCUGGUGGUCUCCAUAUGAAGACAGAAUUGUCUUGCCUUACACACAGGGGAUCAUGGAGUCAAAAUCUAUUUUCUAUGUACUGGUACUGUGUACUGUAUAUACAGUUUAUAAAUGUUAUUUCUGCAGACACCUUCUUACUAUAUAAGUUUGAUCACACUGUUUUAGAGUCCUAAUGCCAAGUCAACAGAUUUGCUUUUGAAUUACUGGCAACUGGAACUAGCCUCACUUAGGAAAUCUGUAACAGUGUUCAAUCUAAAUACUUCUUCUUCUGUAGCAGAAAGCUUAUACUUAUUGUAAAUACGGAUGAGUGCUUGAGAUAAAGGGUGUAACUCUUUUACCUUAUGCUGUCCUUGCAAACCCAAUUUUGCAUUUCAAGGUUAUGGUAAAGAUAAUGACUUACCACUAUAAAUUAUUCUUCUCUGUUCAGGUCACAAGAUUGCAAUGGGCACAGCUUAAUUUUUGUUCUACUGUCAGUAUACUAGAGCACACAUGUUGGAGGUGUGUAUGUGAGUGGUGGGUGGUGGAUGGGCGUACGUGUGCGUGUGCACAUUAGGCAGCGAAGUGUGAGAAUCUACUGAAGAAAACAAAGGUUACUCAACAGCCCAAAAAGUCUGCUUCUUCAUUCUGUCUGUUAAUUUAAAAAUCCAAAUUGCAGUCAGGGAAUAUGAGGGAGUUUACUGACCCAAGUAACUGGGAAAGUAGAAAUCUGCUGGCUCUUUGUUGAGACUUCGGGAGAGCAAAAACAGGCAAAUGUUACUGUGAGUUUCACUGGAAAUGUAAAAUCUUUGUUCUAGAGUAUUUGUUUUAGCAAGAAAAGUUUACACAGCUUGUGGAGAGAUAUUUUGUUGGAAAAUAAAUUUUUGUAGCUUCUC
This is a messenger RNA of Manacus vitellinus (golden-collared manakin), 3678 nucleotides long. It is a transcript of the gene CACNB2, whose product is annotated as calcium voltage-gated channel auxiliary subunit beta 2. Lineage: Eukaryota; Metazoa; Chordata; Aves; Passeriformes; Pipridae. Gene Ontology annotation, biological process: chemical synaptic transmission; regulation of voltage-gated calcium channel activity; neuromuscular junction development. Gene Ontology annotation, cellular component: voltage-gated calcium channel complex. The record is from RefSeq and is a predicted model, not a curated record. Gene Ontology annotation, molecular function: high voltage-gated calcium channel activity; protein binding. The coding region runs from base 501 to 2345 and encodes 614 amino acids. The transcript has 14 exons.